Molecule: messenger RNA, 596 nt
Organism: Macrosteles quadrilineatus (aster leafhopper)
Lineage: Eukaryota; Metazoa; Arthropoda; Insecta; Hemiptera; Cicadellidae
Product: probable NADH dehydrogenase [ubiquinone] 1 alpha subcomplex subunit 12
Exons: 4
Coding region: 95-526 (143 amino acids)
Biological process (GO): mitochondrial respiratory chain complex I assembly; response to oxidative stress
Cellular component (GO): membrane
Source: RefSeq, a predicted model, not a curated record
ACUUAUUAUAUAACCUUCAAGUUCAAAGUUGCCCACCCACCAUAGUCACUUAAAGUGCAGUUCUUUUGCCUGUCAUCGAUAGAUUUUAGAAAAAAUGUCUUUAAGGAAAUUAUUAGCCACGGAUAAACUAUCAAAUUUAUUUAAAGUUAUUACAGAAAAUGGGGGAAUAGUGAACUGUGCUGUUAAGAUGUUCAGACAAGAUGAUUUAAAAACAGGAACACUUGUAGGAGUCGACAAAUAUGGCAACAGAUAUUUUGAGAACAACUACUAUUUCUAUGGCCGCAAUCGCUGGGUAGAGUACGCGGAUCACUACUGGAUGGAUUACGACGGCAGUCAGGUCCCAGCUGAGUGGUUCGGCUGGCUGCAUUACAAAACAGACCUUCUACCACACAAGGACCCCAACCGUCCCAAGUACCCAUGGAUGUCAGACCAUGAGGAGAACAUGUCAGGUACUCCACAACAAUACGUCCCUUACUCCACCACCCCUCCCAAGAUAGAGGCCUGGGUACCUCCCAAGGCUAAGUGAUACCUCCCAGGCUGAGUCAAUAGUAGCUGUAACUGUGUAUUAUAAAUAAUAUAAAUUGUUUAUUAGGAAA